GAGAGAGGCUGCCCGCUGCCCAAUGACAGCGCAGGAUGCUGAGAGAGGCUGUUGGGCUUGAAUGGAGGCGACAAGAUGCCGUCCAGAGCGACCAAGGAGACCAAUUGACAACUGAAAAGAUCUGACAUUGAUGUGACCUAACCCACCCAUUCAGACAUGAAAUAAGUCAUCCAUGUUUGGUUGAAAAAAGUCAGAGCAGUCUCAUUUGAGCACGCCCCUGUUAAAGGACCCUCUGGUGGCUACUCCUCUGAAUCACGGGACAUGUACGGCAGUGCCAGAGCUGUAGGUCAUGUAGAGAGCAGCCCUGUACGGUCCCCGCGCCUUCCAAGGUCCCCCAGACUGGGCCAUCGAAGGGCACACAGUGGGAGCGGGGGUGGUGCAGGGGGCAAGACCCUCUCCAUGGAGAACAUCCAAUCACUCAACGCUGCCUAUGCUACUUCAGGGCCCAUGUACCUGAGUGACCACGAGGGCGUGGGCUCCACUGCCACCUACCCAAAGGGAACCAUGACUCUGGGUCGCGCCACCAGCCGGGCCAUGUACGGGGGUCGCGUCACAGCCAUGGGCAGCAGCCCCAAUAUUGCUUCAGUGGGGCUGCCUCAUGCUGACCUUCUGUCUUACAGUGACCUGGGCUCCCUCUCCAUGCUGCACGCCCACCACCACCAGGGGGUGCCCUCGGCUCUGCUCAGGCAGGCCAUGCGGGGCAGUGGUGGCGAGCUGCUGGAGAUGCAGGCCCAGCUCAGGGAGAUGCAGAGGGAGAAUGAGAUGCUGCGGCGGGAGCUUGACCUGAAGGAGAGUAAGUUGGGAUCUUCCACCAACAGCAUCAAGAGCUUCUGGAGCCCAGAGCUGAAGAAGGAGAGGAUCAUGAGGAAAGAGGAGGCGGCUCGAACGUCCAUUCUGAAAGAGCAGAUGAGAGUCACACAUGAGGAGAAUCAGCUGCUGGACGCCAGGAGAACCAAGCAUCUCCAAAUGACCAUCCAGGCUCUGCAGGAUGAACUGCGCACACAGCGAGACCUCAACCACCUGCUUCAGCAGGAGAGCGGAAACCGAUCUGGCUCGGAGCAUUUCACCACCAUCGAGCUGACAGAGGAGAACUUCCGCCGGCUGCAAGCCGAGCACGACAGGCAGGCCAAGGAGCUCUUCCUGCUCAGAAAAACCCUGGAGGAAAUGGAGCUAAGGAUAGAGACCCAGAAACAAACACUCGGUGCCAGGGACGAGUCCAUUAAGAAGCUGCUGGAGAUGCUGCAGAGUAAAGGGCUGCCUCCCGGGCCGGGCAGGGCGACCGAAGAGGAAGAGCAGGAAAGAGCCAGGCGCAUUGCUGAGGCUGAGGCCCAACUCGGACACCUGGAAGUAAUUCUGGAUCAGAAGGAGAAGGAAAACAUCCAUCUGCGAGAGGAACUGCACAGAAGAAAUCAGCUCCAUCAGGAUCCAAGCAAAACCAAGGCCUUGCAGACCAUCAUAGAGAUGAAAGAUACCAAAAUUGCCUCCCUGGAGCGCAACAUCCGAGAUCUGGAGGAUGAGAUCCAGAUGCUGAAGGCGAACAGCUUACUAAACACAGAGGAUCGAGAGGAGGAAAUCAAACAGAUGGAGGUCUACAAGAACCACUCCAAGUUUAUGAAGACUAAGAUUGACCAACUGAAGCAGGAGCUGUCAAAGAAAGAGUCGGAGCUGCUGGCUCUGCAAACAAAGCUAGAGACCCUCAACAACCAGAACUCGGACUGCAAACAGCAUAUCGAAGUGCUCAAAGAGUCUCUCACUGCCAAAGAGCAACGUGCUGCCAUCCUCCAGACAGAGGUCGAUGCUCUACGUCUGCGUCUGGAGGAAAAGGAGUCCUUUCUGAACAAGAAAACUAAGCAGCUGCAGGACCUGACAGAGGAGAAGGGAACUCUUGCUGGAGAGAUCAGGGACAUGAAGGAUAUGCUGGAGGUUAAAGAAAGGAAGAUUAAUGUCCUGCAGAAAAAGAUUGAGAACCUGCAGGAGCAGCUGAGAGACAAAGAGAAGCAGCUGGGAAACCUGAAGGACAGGAUCAAGUCUCUGCAGACCGACUCCAGUAACACAGACACUGCCCUGGCCACCCUGGAGGAGGCGCUCUCAGAGAAGGAGAGAAUUAUUGAGCGGUUAAAGGACCAAAGAGAGAGAGAAGACAGAGAACGUCUGGAAGAAGUGGAUUCCUAUAAGAAGGAGAACAAAGAGCUGAAGGAGAAGGUCAACAGCCUGCAGAUAGAGUUAACAGAGAAGGAGUCUAGUCUCAUCGAUCUCAAAGAACAUGCAUCAUCCCUGGCAUCUUCUGGCCUCAAGAAGGACUCAAAGCUCAAGUCCCUGGAAAUUGCCAUCGAGCAGAAAAAAGAGGAGUGUAGUAAGUUGGAGACGCAGUUGCAAAAGCAAGCUGAGCAGCUAUUCAGUCACAUGAACAAUCCUAAAGCUCAUGAGGUGGAGCAGCAGCACUCGGGCCCCCGAGGAAACCCAGAGUACGUGGAUCGAGUAAAGCUUCUGGAAAAGGAAGUGAGCUAUUACAAGGACGAGGCAAGCAAGGCACAGUCGGAAGUGGAGAGGCUUCUGGACAUCCUGAGAGAGGUGGAGACCGAGAAGAAUGACAAGGACAAGAAGAUUGCUGAGCUGGAAAGGCAAGGAGGUAAAGAUCAGAUCAAGAAGGGUUCCAACAUCAAACUGGGACUACAAGGAGACAAGAAAGGCUUAGGGCAAGAUCCUCGCAAGGAAGGCUCUUUAGAAAGUGGUCACCACUUAAAGCUGGAGGAACUGAUGAGCACGCUGGAAAGGACGAGACAGGAGCUGGAUGCCACCAAGCAGCGUCUCUCCUCCACACAGCAGUCCUUACAGGAGAAGGACACCCAUCUUAUUAACAUGAGACAAGAGCGCAGGAAGCAGCUGGAGGAGAUCCUUGAAAUGAAACAACAAGCUCUGCUGGCAGCCAUCAGUGAAAAAGACGCUAACAUAGCAUUACUCGAACUAUCUGCCUCCAAUAAAAAGAAGACCCAGGAGGAGGUGCUGGCCCUGAAACGAGAGCGGGACAAACUGAUGCACCAACUCAAACAACACACACAAAGCAGAAUGAAGCUGAUAGCUGACAACUAUGAGGAUGAGCAGUAUCAUCCGCAUGCUCCUCACCACCAGCCGCAGCCGCCACAUGCCCAGACUCAGCCACAGCCCCAAUACCCCCAUCCUCCCCAUGCUCAGCAGUCUCCUUAUCCACACGCCACACACCCCCAACACCCACAGCACCUGCAACACCCACAAGCCCCGGCACAGCUCCCGCAUCCACAGCAACCGCAGCCCCAGUAUCCUCAACACGCGCAACACCCGCAGCACCCUCAGCAUCCUCAGCACUCUCAACCGCUUCCUCAGCACCAACAGCAUCCACGUCCCCCACAGCCACAGCACCCGCACCAACAGCACCCACAGCAUGUGCAGCAGCACCCACAUGGACAUCCGGCUCCACAGCACCCUCACCCCCAGCACCCACAUGGGCCUCCCCCCCAAGGACCUCACCCACAACAUUCUCACCCGCAGCAUCCUCAGCACCCUCAGCAUCCCCAGCAUCCACACCAUGCCCAGCAUCCUCGUCACCCCUCACCUCACCAUCGUGGAGGGCCCGCCCGUGGACCGCCACACACAGGCCACCGUCCCUCUCCAGACCAGGAUGAUGAGGAGGGCAUUUGGGCAUAGCUGAGACAACCAAAGCUCUAAUGUUGUUUUGAGGGGAGAUUCAGUCACUACUGGAGGAGCAUGGUCAUCCCAAGAUGUUGAAACACCACCCAAAUAAACAUUUAUCACCUUCAGCGAAUCAGUACUUCUGAGCAGUGGGACCUUUAUUUUAUUUUAUUUUUUUGUUUGUUUGUUUUUUACUUCUUUUUUUGUUUUGUUAAGUUUUGCACAUUUCUUUCUGAGGAACAGGAGGCGGUACUCAGGUUUUCAGGUCCUGCAUGAAGACUGGCAGCUGAGCAGGUGAGGUGAGGCCUUCGCUUUACGUGAACAGGAAGACCAUCCUCCACAGUGUUCACAAAUCAUCUGAAAUGAUGCGCUGAUGGAGACACAGAAGACAAAUUGCUGCUUCAACGGACAAGACUACCACAGGCACCCUGCAGCAGAGGUGUCACAGAGGUCACCUCACCUGUCUGUCACCUGCUGAAUAGCCACCCCUCUUCAUCCUCAUAGCAGAGAAUUUCUGAUUCUGCCAGUAAAGUUCUUGUUUUCUUCAUCAAAUCACAUCAUUUGUUUUAAAAUGGUUGUUAUCUUGUUGACUGUUAAAGUCAAGCUCUGACUGUCUACUAGGCCUGACGCUCAUCCUCACUGCCCUCCUGACUCACCUAGUGACAUCUGACCCCUCCACGUAUCGCUAACGACCCUCGCAGUGUCUUCUGGUAUCUUUUACAUCCAGACAAGUUGUAUUUAUCUUCGAGGUCUCGUGUUAGGCAUUCCUUCCUAUUAUGAUGUCCAUCUUGACUAGCAUGUCACUUUUAAGUCACUUUAGGUUUUCUGUUGCCAUUUUUUGUUGGCACGAGGAAGCACUUUUUGUUCACCUAUGGAGCGCCUUGAGUGACUUUCCUCCAGUGUUUCCUUUGCUGCACAAACCUCUGGUUUUGGGGUCUCGUUUUUGCCUCAAAGUAGUGGCUCUUGUCAGCAUUUUUUUUCUUUCUUUGCAUUACCUCAUUUUAGUCAGAAAUAGUAAAAGAAAAAUCAGUCUAUGCAGAUAUUAGCAUAGAGAUAAUGCAUUUUUAUUUUUCCAUGUAUAUUUGAAUUAAUUCUAAUUGUAUUUGACCAAUCAGAGCUGCCAAGAGAGUGGUCAGAAGAUAUUGAUUAGAUGCUUUUGAUUUUCUGCGACUAUGCACCUCCUCUAUGUUGGCAGGAACUUUCACUAAUGGUGCUUCUGCUGGUGCUCAAACUAAAUGGUGUCAGAAGAUCUAACCAGAGCAUCUUUUAGUCCUUUUACAGUAGAAGGACUUGGGCUUCAUAAGCAACCGUACAAGACUGCUUUGUAUAUAUACUGGUUAAAAUUUAAGGGUGGGAGGGCUUUGCGAACAACGAUUAAACAUUUUCUCCAAAACUAUGGCUGCCAUUAGCCUCAGAAGAGACAGUGACGCUAAGUAGACGUUUUCUCUGCAGAUCUAAGUGGUUCCAGUGACACCCCAGUUUCUCGAUGAGUCCUCUCCCCUCUCCUUCAUAAUCUUCCGGCAGUAGCCUGUGUGACGUCCCCACACAUAGUGACUUGUUUUCUCCUACUCAACAAGGUGGCCUGUGCCUCGUAAAAUCUGUACACAAAAAAUAGAUAUGCAUAUAUUAUACAUAUAGAGAGAAAUCUAUAGAGUGUGUCUAUAUGUGAUCAAAAAUGUUUAAAACUAAUAAGAUAUAGUAUAUGGGUUUGUUGUUUUUUUUUUUUUUUUCUUUUAUGGUUAUUUUUCUAACUGGCUAGAGGUCAGAGAUAUUUUAUUUAAGAGUGCCGAUGGGUGAAAUUUCCUCAGAUUUGUACGCUGUGAUAAAACCCUUCAGCAACUUAACAUUCCCUCUCUGAAAAUGCAGACCAAUCCAGAAAAAAGAAAAACAUAAAAUAUAUUAAAUAAGGUUCAGAGCGGCAGUUUAUGGGAAAGUGUGUCCAAAUUUAUCUAGCUGUCUAGAAAAGAUGCCAACGUUACAUUCCUUUAAAGGGAUAGUUGGGAGUUUUUGAGGAGGGGUUCUGUGGGAUUUAUAUCAGCAGUUGGACAUUUUGCGUCAAAUGUAGUUUACUGAACAAUUUCAGUUUGGAUGAAAGGAAAUUAUUUCCCACUGUAGAGUCAAGAUGACGACAAGUCAGACUGGAUCCAGUUCCACAGAACUGUUCUGCUCUCUCAAAUGAACUUUUAGCAGUAUGUGCACCAUCUUAUCAAUCUUUGCGUUAACGUUGCUUUUAUAGUAGAUAUGGGACAAUAGUUUACAUGUUUGUAUAUAUGCAGCGAGCUCCGUUUCCCUGAGGUUCAUUAAUGAUGACAUUGCAAAUAUGUUUGUUAACAAACAUACAUAAACUGUUUGAGAAAUUUAGGCAAAACCAAUAAGUGGCUCAAGAGAAUGCUAUUUUAUUAUCUUUUUACGCUGCAUUAUUUUAUAUGUGAGAUAAGAUGAGUUUUCUAUGGAUGUUUUCUGAAAAACUAAAACUAAUGUUACACACAAUAAAGAUCAGGAUAAUAUACCUUUGCAAGAGGCACUAGGAAAAGGAUAUUCACAACCUCAGAACUAACUAGUUUUCACAUCAUGUCAGGGAAUGUGAUGUUUUUAAAACGGUGGUUUCAUGAACCAGUACUACAUGUUUUUAAAAUAGAGAUCCCACUUUUAUUUAUUUUCUAUAAAAGUGGGACAACAAGUAUGUUGUCUGUUUUUCACUUGUCUUUCAAUACCUUUUCAUUUGUUUGGACAGCUUUUUGUUUUUUUGCCUUGGUAUAUGAAAUCAUCAUUUGAAAACUGCAUUUUGUAUAAAUUAAAGUUUCCUUCAUUUGCUAUUGAAAUUUAUUAAUGAUCUAAAACAGAAACAUGAUAGAAAACAAAAGCAACGGUAAUUUGUAAAAGGAUAUAAGCAACUUCCGACUGCUGAUAAGAAAACCCCAGAAUUCCACUUUUUGAAAUCCCUAACUAUGUCUUUAACACUAAAUCAACUCAGUUGAAGACCACUUAGCCUGUGGUGACAACUUUAAACAGAGAAAAGUAUUUUUUAUUUUGUUUUGUAGCUCUCACAGGUAGCAGUGAGAUUUCUUCUGCUGCAAGCAGAAGCUUGCACUUGUAAAUGAAGACUAUCACAAUAUCCUCCAAGGAGAGGUUUCAGUGACUCUGUCUGGAUGCAUUUCUCCUUUGUGUAUUUGUUGUUGUCGUCAUGUGAACUGAAGUGGUGAUGUGUGUGUGACCGUGACAGCUGAUUUAGGUAGAAGAACCAUCACGUUGUUACAGUAUUAUGAGAAAAUGAAGCUGACUGUUACUAAUGCCCUCCUCCUUCCUCGACCCUCCCGGUGUCUGUGUGUCAAGUGUUGGUUAUUGUGAUCAAAAGUCUCUCCAUCUCACCCAAAUCUUCUCAAACCAAGGUGAUCCAAUGUUCUUUUUUCUUUUUUUUACAUGUGUCAUUCCCACAGAAGCAGCUCCCACCAUUGAACAAAAACCAACAAGUUCUACAAGACGUUGUUUGUUUGUUUUUGUUUACAAAUCUUGAUAUAAAGGCCUUUUUUAUUGCUAGAGAGACAGCGCAAACAGACAGAGGAGCAUAAAUCCUCACUUCACCAUCAGGGGGUACUAAUCCUCCGUUUUCAGGUCCUUAUCUACUGAAUACUUGAAGUAGGGAGUUUUCCUACCAUGAUAUAGCAUACAUUAUUUAAACGAUAAUAACAUGGAACAUUUUAAUUGUGCCCAUGCAUGCUGAUUUUUACAUUAUGUGCCAAUUGAAGGUGAUGGUGUAUGGAUAAUCUACUGUACUCUAUGCAGUGAUUGCUCUAUUGUUGUGUCAAGAUAAAGAAAUUAUCUAAAAAUAUAAUCAUUAAAAUCUGAGGAGACGCCGGAGAUUGGGAGAAUAUUUCCAGUCCUCAGACUAAAGACUAACAGGUGAUUCUUUAUCCGUGCCUAGAAGCAGCUGUGUAGAUUCACCAGUCAUUUUUAAAGGCCUUUGAAAGAACUACAAAAAGCCAACCAUAUUUUUUCUUUCUUUGCUGUAAUAGUCUUUAUUUUACUAUUUCGUUGAUGAAACUUUUUGAUUGAACAAAUCACUGUGACCAAUGGCAGAUUUUUUUUUAAUUUUUUUUAAUUCUUAUUACUUAACAAAGCAAAUGUCGAGUUUUUACUUUUUUAUUCAUUCGGUUUUUGUAUUUGAGUUGAGUUUUAUUUUUUCUAUCAUUUAUGCUUACUUAAGAAUACCAGUUCGAGACAGUACUAUUUGUAAUGGUAAAUAUUUUGAGCUGUACAGUAACAGACCUAGGAACAAAACUCAAUGUGUGUCCAGCAUGCUGAAUGAUCACUUGUGUGAACGUGAGUUGAUGCAGCAUCAGUCCUCAUCCAUUUCUUGCAUUUGCAUUGUGCAUUGUGACUGUGUGAUGUUGUGUAGGAGAGUGAUGUGUGUCUCACUUACUGUGUCCCCUUAGUAGACAGCCUGUGCAGUUUUGUGAGAGCGCAGCAUGUUUUUUUGGGGGGGUUUUUCCAGGUGUGGGGGUGUUGCUGGUGUAAAUGUAUUCAGAAAAAGAGAGCAACAUGUGUGGGCGUGUGCGAGUGCAGAUAACAGAAUGUGUGUAAGUGUUAUCAAUGCAAAAGAGACUAAUUUAUUUAAAAAAAGAGAACUUUAUCAGCCAGUCUUUAAAGAAAAGAAGUGGGCAAGUUUCGAAUGACGCAUGGAUACUAUGUAAUGUUUUGUUUGUUUGCUUUUUUUAACAAUAGGAGGCUGUCCUUAGUGCCCCAGUUUGCUAUUGUCUGUGCUGUAUCAGAAUAAUACUAUUGAGUGUUGGCCAGCUUGUUUAUAUCCAUCAAAUAAAGGUGACUUUCUUUC
Molecule: messenger RNA, 8497 nt
Organism: Gambusia affinis (western mosquitofish)
Lineage: Eukaryota; Metazoa; Chordata; Actinopteri; Cyprinodontiformes; Poeciliidae
Gene: erc2
Product: ELKS/RAB6-interacting/CAST family member 2
Exons: 20
Coding region: 262-3681 (1139 amino acids)
Biological process (GO): neuromuscular synaptic transmission; regulation of synaptic plasticity; maintenance of presynaptic active zone structure
Cellular component (GO): cytoskeleton of presynaptic active zone
Molecular function (GO): structural constituent of presynaptic active zone
Source: RefSeq, a predicted model, not a curated record